Molecule: messenger RNA, 1644 nt
Organism: Aspergillus thermomutatus
Lineage: Eukaryota; Fungi; Ascomycota; Eurotiomycetes; Eurotiales; Aspergillaceae
Product: acyl--CoA ligase
Exons: 5
Coding region: 1-1644 (547 amino acids)
Biological process (GO): secondary metabolic process
Molecular function (GO): CoA-ligase activity
Source: RefSeq, a predicted model, not a curated record
AUGAUCUUCGAACCGGCUGAGCGUGUCCUCCUCCCUUCUGUGGAUGUCAUUUCCUACGUCUUCGACAACGCAUAUGACUCCAACCGACCGAUCUACGUUGAUGUCCAUAAUCCCUCGCGAUCGAUCACCUGCGCUCAGGCUCGAACGAUUGUCCGUCAGUUGAUUGCCGGCCUACGCGCCUGGGGAGUCAAACCAGGCGAUUGCGUCGCCAUCCACUCCUUCAAUGAUAUCUACUAUUGUAUGCUAGUUUUGGCCAUCGUUGGCGCGGGCGGUAUCUAUACCGGUACCAAUCCCUCCUACACACCAAUGGAGCUGGCGCAUCACUUCAAGGCCUCCGAGGCAAAGUUCGUAAUCUCCGAGCCGGAGAUUCUGGCGCCUGUUCUUGCGGCCGUCAAGGAGAGAGGUAUCCCUCAAGCGAAUGUGCUCAUCUUCGAUGUGCUGGGCCAGGAGGUACCGGCCGGCCGACGAUCGUGGAAGGAUCUGUUCAACCACGGCGAAGAAGACUGGACGGCCUUUAAUGACCUGCAACGGGCCAAGGAAACCACAGCCGCAAGGCUAUUCAGCAGUGGGACGACGGGACUGCCCAAAGCCGUGACCAUCACGCAUCACAACCUCAUCGCGCAGCACGAGUUGUGCUCCGAGGUCCAUCCACGACCCUACCAGGUUUCCCGCGUCAUCGCAAUCCCCAUCUUCCACGCCGCGGCCGCCCCCUCCACACACUUCGGCGCCCUCAAGGCCGGCCACACAGUCUACCUGAUGCGCCGCUUCGACCUCGAGACCUACCUGGCGACCAACGAAAGGUACCAGACAACCGACAUGGCCAUCGUCCCGCCCAUCGCCAUCGCCAUCCUAAUGUCCCCGUUGUCGCGGACCCGGCCGUUCCUGCACUCCAUCAAGACCGUCAGCUGCGGUGCAGCGCCGCUCGACAAAGACGUGCAGGCGCGGUUCCGCACCCUCCUCAAAGACGGAACGCCCUUUACACAGGUCUGGGGGAUGACGGAGACGUGCUGCAUCGCGACGAUGUUCGAGUACCCGGAGCACGACGACACGGGGUCUGUGGGCCGGUUGAUCCCGAACCUCGAAGCCAAACUAAUUGACGACAACGGAAAUAACGUCUCUUCGUUCGGCGUCCGCGGCGAGCUCUGCGUGCGCGGGCCCACCGUCACACCGGGCUACUACCAGAACGCCUCCGCCAACGCCGAGUCCUUCGAUGCAGGGGGCUGGUUCAAGACGGGCGAUAUCGCGUACUGCGACGGCCGUACGCGCAAAUGGUACAUCGUCGACCGGAAGAAAGAGCUCAUCAAAGUGCGUGGGUUCCAGGUUGCGCCGCCGGAGCUGGAGGCCGUUCUCCUGGGCCACCCGCUCAUCGUCGAUGCGGCGGUGAUUGGGGUGACGUUUCCCGGGGCAGACACCGAGUGUCCCCGUGCGUAUGUGGUCAGACGGCCGGGCAGGGAAGGGGCGGAUCUGACGGAGAACGAUGUAAGACAGUAUCUUGGCGAGAGACUGGCCAGGUACAAGGCGCUGACAGGGGGGGUCAAGUUUGUGGAUGCCAUUGCGAAGAAUGCCAGCGGGAAGAUUCUGAAGCGGGUGUUGAGGGAGGAUAGUAAGAGGGAUAUUGAGGCUGGAUUGAGGCCGAAGCUGUAG